Penicillium macrosclerotiorum is the source of this 495-nucleotide messenger RNA. RefSeq names its product Cupin 2 conserved barrel. The transcript has a single exon. NCBI's taxonomy places the organism in Eukaryota, Fungi, Ascomycota, Eurotiomycetes, Eurotiales, Aspergillaceae. The record is from RefSeq and is a predicted model, not a curated record. Bases 1 to 495 code for a protein of 164 amino acids.
AUGCCCAAACGCCAAGAGCAGAUCCCAGCCGCGGCUCAAAAACCAUCUGCCCUCAUCCUCCCCACGUCAUAUAUGGUUGACACGCCUCCCGAGUCCUUUCCGGACCCCCACCACGGCGAAAUUUCCUGGCAUACCCUCUUUUCAGCACCCAAAACCAACACCUCUGAUCUUAGCGUGGGGAUUGCCAUCUGUCCCCCACACACGGGACAUCUUGGUGCCCAUCGACACAAACAAGCUGAAAUAUAUCAUAUUCUUGAGGGUGAAGGUGAGAUCACGAUCGAUGGGGUAAGCAGUCGAGUUAGUUCCGGGAGCACGGUGUUUAUCCCAGGAGAUGCCGAACAUGGGAUUGUGAAUCGAGGAGAAGAAAGACUACGGUGGCUCUAUGUUUUUGCGGAAGGGUCCUUCGAGGAUGUAGUUUAUCGAUUUUCAGGUGACUGGGAUCAAGCAAAUGUUGGUGUGAGUGAUGGGAAUGUACGGGAGAAGGCGAAGCUGUGA